Molecule: messenger RNA, 2825 nt
Organism: Arachis duranensis
Lineage: Eukaryota; Viridiplantae; Streptophyta; Magnoliopsida; Fabales; Fabaceae
Product: myosin-binding protein 3-like
Exons: 4
Coding region: 233-2632 (799 amino acids)
Molecular function (GO): myosin binding
Source: RefSeq, a predicted model, not a curated record
CAGAAAUUGCCUCUAUUCCUCAUCUCCCUCCUUCUCCUGAAGUUGCAGAAACAGCCUUCUAGCCCUAGCUCCUUGAGAUUUAUGAUAACAUAGAUUCAUAAAUUUUGGGUUGAGUUGGGUGGCUGUAUCUGAGGAACGCAUAUCUUCUCUAUGAAUCUGUUGGAUUUGUAGAGAAAUUCGUGCGGCGGAGUUGGCAGCAGUUAGUGGAAGCAGAACUUCAUUCGGCAGAACAAUGGGGGUGCAUGGAGCAACCCUUCUUACAUCUGCAGUUUGUGAGUGGUUCUUGAUCUUUCUGCUGUUUUUCGAAUCCGCGCUAUCAUAUUUCCUUGCAAGGUUUGCAAGGUAUUGCCAUUUGCAAUUCCCUUGUUUGCUAUGCACUAGGCUGGAUCGUUUCUUUGGUAAAGAUAAGCAGGAGUUCUAUCAGAACCUGUUUUGCACCGACCACAGAUCCGAACUAGCAUCUCUGGCUUCAUAUCAUGCUCAUGGGAAGAUUGCAGAUGGAAAAAGAAUGUGUGAUGAUUGUCUUCUGUCAUGCACUACCAGCACUAAACCGAACAUGAAAUCUCACAAGUUGUUGGUUGGUAAAUUGGGAAUGGUUAAUGGUGGUUCUAGUUCCCAAAGCCCGUCUCUAUCCAAAGACUCGCUAAAUGGCGCUAAGGGGCCGAGUACGUGCACUGGCUGCGACAAGCUUUGCAAGUCAGAGCAAAAUGCCCUGAGAUCUAUCCAACUGAAAUCACCUAAGAGAACUUUUAUUAAGCCACCAUACAUUCCUUUGCCACAAGUGCCAAGGCAAAGCCGUUCAAAUCACCGGGAUAAUUUGAAGAAAACAAAGGGCCAAUCUUCAGGAUCAGAAGAUAAGCGUUCUCAUCGUCAACCAUCUCGUGUGGUGUACAAUGAGCCGAAAAUUUAUUCUGAUUCUGAGUCUGAUUUUCCUUUUUCUGAUGAUGAUGUAGCUAGUGUAUUACCUGGCCAUACAUCUCGAUUUAAACCAGUAGUUCCCCCAAGACAUGUUCUAAGAGGUUUGAAUCUUCCAAAUCCCAAUAUUAGUUCCCCCAAAGCCAUGCCGUCACGUCCGGAUUCAUCUGAGGAACCUAAGAUUAGCAAGCACCAUGAUGUCCCGGAAGAAAUUAAUUUGAAGCCAGAAAAUCAAUCUAGUUCCGAGCUGCCUGAGCUCAUCUCACUAGACGAUGUUCCGUCAUCACCUAACGCAGAGAAAAUUCCUCGUAGAGAAUCUGAUGGUGUGAAAACAACUUCUCCUUCUCAGAAUUCUCUUCCCACUUCCAUAUCCGAGCUUAUGACUUUGGAUGGCAUUGCAGCAUCACUAAAUAAAUCUGAAGAUGUUACAAAAUCAAGUGGUGUGGAGCUUGCAACCGAAGAGGAUAGGAAAGACACAAAGAAGAUUGAUACAAGACAAAAAGCAUCUGGGGAAACUGAUAAAGUGGUAAGUGAUUCUUCUCCUUUAAGCCAUACUCAAGAGAACUCAAACAACAUGAGUCAGUCUCCUGUCUCCACCAAAGAAAACGUCACAGCUAGUGGGUCUGAUAACUCAGAGGUUUUAGCGAACCAUGUCCAGUCCACCGAGAGACACGUUGAGGCCUCGGAUUCAAAUGAAGUUAAGCCACCUUCAAGUUCAUCCUCGGUAGGAUCUGAUUUUGAAUAUCUGGAUGGAAGCAAAGUUAAUGAAAUUGAAGGGGAGUCUAUUAUUGAUCAAUUGAAGCGACAAAUUGAGUAUGACAAAAAAUGCUUGGAGGCCUUGCAAAAGGAACUGGAGGAAGAAAGAAAUGCUUCUGCCAUUGCCACAAAUCAAACAAUGAAUAUGAUUACCAGGUUGCAGGAGGAGAAGGCAGCACUGCAAAUGGAAGCUCUGCAAUAUCUAAGAAUGAUGGAAGAGCAAGCAGAAUAUGAUAGAGAUGAAUUGGACAAAGUUAACGAUCUACUGACGGAAAAGGAAAAAGAGCUACAAGAUUUAGAAGCAGAGCUGGAAUUUUAUAGGGAGAACUGGCCAGAGGAGCCUAUGGUCCAAAUUUCUAAUUUGAAGGUAGAAAAUGUUGCAGAACAAAAAACUGCCACAGAUAUCACAAAUGCUGUAACCAUUUCCGGUUCAAAGCUGACCAAGGUAUCCAAAAUCCGUGAUGAAGAUCCCGUUGGUGCAACCUCCUCACCUUUAGACUUUGAAGAGGAAAAGCAAUGCAUUUUGAAUCGCUUGAAAAGCUUGCAAAAUAGGCUUAAAGAACUUUAUGGUAAUGAGGUUUCCUCUGAAAAGAUUGAAGGAAAAAAACUGGAUCAACAAGGAUCUUCUAAUGGUGAAGAAGAAAUUGAUUCAUCCAUGCAGAAAAAUGUUAAUAAUAUGUCUAAUGGAAAUCAUACCGAUAAGGAUGGCUCAGCUUCUUUAGAUAGUGAUGAUUGUUCUCAUAGUAAUGGGAACAAUCAUUCCAGGAAAGAAGUCGAAUUGGAUGCUCUGGAAAAUGAAAUAUCAGACCUUAGUGAAAGGUUGGAAGCAAUCGAAUUUAAUCAUAAUCUUCUUGAGCAUAUAUUUAAUUCUCUUCGAAGCGGAGAUGACGGGAAGCAAUUUAUUCAAGAUUUAGCUAUUCAAUUGCGCGACAUAAGGAAAAUUGGGAUUAGAUCAAGAUGAUGUAUGCUGGAUAAUCGUGGAGAAUCAGCAUAAUAAAUAAAUAAGCUUUGUAGUCUAUACCCAUACAAUGGGCAAAGAUGAUAGAACCAAAAAAAUAUACUUUUCUCUUUGAUUUGCCUGCAUAUUGCAGCACAGGCAUCAACACAGAUUGUACAAUAGGAUUAGUAAACUUUGUCUUAUCCUUCUUUAAUUA